AAGCACCCAAAGGACCACAUGAAUCACAUGAAACAGAAGGACCGAAAGGACCACAUGGACCACGUGAAACGGAAAGACCGAAAGGACCACAUGGACCACAUGAAACAGAAGGACCCAAAGGGCCACAUGAACCACAUGAAACAGAAGGACCCAAAGGACCACAUGGACCACAUGAAACAGAAGGACCGAAAGGACCACAUGGCCCACGUGAAACAGAAGGACCGAAGGGACCUCAUGGACCAGAACAAACGCAGGGACCCAAAGGACCACAUGGGCCACGUGAAACGGAAGGACCCAAAGGACCACAUGGACCACAUGAAACAGAAGGACCGAAAGGACCACAUGGACCACGUGAAACAGAAGGACCGAAGGGACCUCAUGGACCACAAGAAACGCAAGGACCGAAAGGACCACAUGGACCACUUUGUGCAGAUAUGCGGCGUUGUGGUGCUGAUGACUCAAAUCAAGAAAAUGUUAUUGAUCCUAAUGAAGUUACAUUUGUCUAUGGUAAAGCGUCUUGUAUGCGCGCAAAUAAGGCCCAACAUUUGCUUCAAGACAACAACAUUAAGUUUUGGGGUAAUAAUAUUUCGUCUGGAAAUUCAUCCGAUCUCAAUGUGGCAGAACAUACGGGAACAAUAAUCAAAGAUGAAAUCGAAAAAAGUGAUAUCCUAAAUUGGUAA
This is a messenger RNA of Rotaria sp. Silwood2, 680 nucleotides long. NCBI's taxonomy places the organism in Eukaryota, Metazoa, Rotifera, Eurotatoria, Philodinida, Philodinidae. The record is from the annotation of a GenBank genome assembly.